Messenger RNA from Ectocarpus siliculosus, 1233 nucleotides. NCBI's taxonomy places the organism in Eukaryota, Phaeophyceae, Ectocarpales, Ectocarpaceae. The record is from the annotation of a GenBank genome assembly.
AUGACUAGCACCAGGGAGCGGUCUGAAUCUGGAGGUCUCGGAGACGGGGUUGGAGGGAAGGAGAAUGAGACCCCAAGCCCAGCGACCGAUCGUGUCCGAACAUCAACGACAGAAGAUGCUCAGCCCGCAGGUCAAGGACACAAGCAGCAGCGGCACACACGGGAGAACAGCACCGCCGUGGGCGCCGCAACGAAAGAGGGAGCGGCCACCUGGCCUCCGCCCCCUCCUAUUCCGCUAAUCCUACACCUCUUUCUCGAGAACCACCGUCCUCGAGACGUAUCGGCACUGCCUUCUGGCGGGAGCCGUGGCAGCAAUGCCGGCGACGGGUCAUCAUCAGUGCAUCGUGUGUGGUUCACGGGUGGCUUGGCCUACGAGGGCCAGCUCCUCCGCCGAGAGGGAGGCGAGAAGCGCGUGCCCCAUGGCUGGGGCAACCUCACGUUCCCGGACAAGGGUUUCUACCAGGGGUGCUGGCACGGAGGCGUGGUGCACGGAAAGGGGGCACUGCACCUUCCCAACGGUAACUCUUACCUCGGGUCGUGGGCGUACGGGCGAAAACACGGCCUCGGGUCCUUCACUUGGGCGGACGGGUCAAGGCACGAGGGCUACUACUUGGCGGGCGAGAGGAGCGGCGUGGGGACAAUGCACUACGCUUCGGGGGGCGUUUACGAGGGAGACUUCAAGGCCGGUCGUCGACAUGGUGUGGGUCGGCUCGAGCUCGCUAGAGGGAGUCAUACUAGGUCCUACGACGGGGAUUGGGAAAACGAUUUGCCGCACGGCCACGGCGUGUUCGUCGACACGGCGGAAGGCGAGCGCUUCUGCGGCGCCUGGCGACAUGGCAUCAGGUCGGGGGCGGGCACGCUGGUGCAGGGGCGGCUGGAAAAAGAAAAACGUCAGAAGGGCGGGGAAGACACGGGCGAGGAAGCGGAGCGGGAAGACGAAGCGUCGUCGGAACUCGCCUGGUACUCGGGCAACUUCGAGCACGGUUUACCCCACGGCGACGGUACGAUGACAUAUUGCGGGGCUACGUUUUGCGGUCACGUGGAGCAGGGAGUUCCCCACGGGGGUGGAAAGAUUGAUUUCGGGGAGAAGAGCGGGUUCUCUUCUGGAGUUUUUGAGGGGUCAUGGAUCGACGGAGUUCCAUGUGGCAGUGGUAGGUGGUGGUACAAGCAGAGCGGGGUCGCGUUGGACUGUACCUUCGAACAGGGUUACUCGCGGAAAAUCUGGUCCACUUGA